This is a messenger RNA of Cucurbitaria berberidis CBS 394.84, 1702 nucleotides long. Its product is annotated as histone acetyltransferase GCN5. Gene Ontology annotation, cellular component: histone acetyltransferase complex. Lineage: Eukaryota; Fungi; Ascomycota; Dothideomycetes; Pleosporales; Cucurbitariaceae. The transcript has 2 exons. Gene Ontology annotation, biological process: positive regulation of transcription by RNA polymerase II; chromatin remodeling. The record is from RefSeq and is a predicted model, not a curated record. The coding region runs from base 93 to 1334 and encodes 413 amino acids. Gene Ontology annotation, molecular function: protein binding; histone H3 acetyltransferase activity.
ACUAAACUCCACAUUUCCCAUCAUUCAAGGCUAAGGGACACAAUAAUUCUAGAGAGCCUAAGACUAACCUGCACUAGUCUGAAUACACGCAGAUGGCCACAGCAGGCUCGCACUCGGUUCCAGCCGAUGGCGGGCGAGAGUUCCACAUCGCGAAACGCACGGCUUCUGGGGAACCGAAUACCGCUCCUGAUACCAAAAGAUUCAAAGGCUUUGAUGAUAGGUUAGGAGAACCGGACAUUCAACCUCCAAUUACUACAUGGAGAGUUCCUUUCCCAGAGAAGCCGGCAGUCAUAGAAGAACGAAAAGGCCUGAUCGAAUUUCGAGUCGUCAAUAACGAUGGCACCAGAGAGAGUACGAUUAUCCUCACAGGUCUCAAAAACCUGUUUCAAAAGCAACUUCCGAAAAUGCCUAAAGAUUACAUCGCACGCCUCGUCUACGAUCGCACGCAUCUAUCUCUCGCCAUUCUCAAAAUGCCCCUAGAGGUCAUUGGCGGGAUAACAUUCCGAGAGUUUCGAAACUUCAAUUUCGCUGAAAUCGUGUUUUGCGCGGUCUCAUCUGACCAACAGGUCAAAGGAUACGGUGCACACCUCAUGGCCCAUUUGAAGGAUUAUGUCAAAGCUACUUCCCCAGUGAGGCAUUUUCUAACCUAUGCCGAUAAUUUUGCCACUGGGUAUUUCCAAAAACAAGGUUUUAGCAAAGAGAUCACGCUCCCAAAGUCCAACUGGAUGGGGUAUAUCAAGGAUUACGAAGGAGGGACAAUCAUGCAUUGUGAUAUGCUUCCCCGAAUAAGUUACCUCGAAGUUGGCCGCAUGCUUCUCAAACAAAAAGAAACUGUGCAAGCUAAAAUUCGCAGCUUGAGUAAAAGCCACACCAUCCAUCAGCCGCCUCAACAUUGGGCCAACGGCGUCGUCACUCCAAUCGACCCUCGCUCUAUCCCUGCAAUUGAGGCAACCGGCUGGACUCCAGAAAUGGAUGAAUUAGCGCGGGAACCACGCCGCGGACGUCAUUUCAACACAUGUCGGCUCUUUCUCUAUCAAAUCCAGGGCCACAAACAAGCAUGGCCGUUCCUCAAGCCAGUCGACAGAGACGAAGUCCCCGACUAUUACACUGCUAUCACAUCACCAAUGGAUCUGUCGGCCAUGGAGGAGAGGUUGGAGCAGGGCUUCUAUACUACCGCGAAACUCCUUGUCGAUGAUCUCAAGUUGAUUUUCAGUAAUUGCCGCAAGUAUAAUGACGCAACAACGGUAUACGUCAAGUGUGCGUCCAAGCUAGAAAAGUACAUGUGGAGUCUUGUUCAGGAGAUUCCGGAGUGGUUUGACUUACUGGAAGAAUGAGGGUAGGGUAUGGAUUGAGUUAACAUCGGGCAAUCAAAGGGAGUUUUGCUUUUCAAAAAGUAAAUAUGGCGCUGACUGCUUUUUGCAGCUAUUCAGUCGUACCAACUAUCAAACUUGGAGCUAUGCAUAGCCAGGCGAUAAUUGUAUUGAAGGCGUUGUCAGUGCUACUUAGUUGUUGCUGAAUACGGGCGCACUGCAACACCCACAUCCCCCUUCUCGAAAGGACGGCGUUAGGUAGCUAUGAAUCACUCUUAUAUGAGAUGAUAGUAACUGGAAGAUCACUUGAAGCUAUUAGGCACUCAACCCCAGCUAUCCUCCUUGCGUAGAAUAAGACCCUAGGUGAGUGUUGCGGUAUCAAGGCAGUAGUU